CGCUCAUUUGGUUGGUGGUUAGCGGUGGUCGCUCUUCUCAAAUACCCCACCGCGCGCACGUGCCAUGAAUGACCGAUUGGCCAGGUUCCUGGCAGAGCACGAUGAUUUCGAGCUCUGCGACGAUGGCCAGAAGGUGCGUUGGAAGCUUGCCAGCGGCGGCACUGGGAAGAAGUUCGCGGCCAGCAACUACGGCGCCCUGGAGUCCUUCGUGCAGGGUAGCACGUACAAGGAGAGGACGGAGCAGCGAGAGGCGGUGAGCGUGCCUCUGAGCAUCUCGCUGGAGGGCGAGGCAUCCGCGUGCGUAGAGGAGCGCCUGGAGGACGUGAGAAGGCAACUGCACGUGCAAGAGCAGAUCAGCAGGCAGACCGGCAAGGACUACUCCAGCCUGAGCUCGGCGCUGCACGCCAGCAAGAGGCAGCUCCCCCACGAGCAGUUCUCCCAGCUCGUGGACGUGAACCGAAGGGCCAAUCACGCCAAGCACGUCGGGCUGAGCGGGCGCCACGAGGACGCGGGGGGCCAUCCUCCCGCCGUGGCGCAACCAGCCACCUCAGGCGGCGGCGCCACCGCGCUGUCGGAGCUCGAAGCCGCCGUGCUGGUGCCAGUCCCGGGCGAGGACUGGCACUCGGAGGGGUCGGAGGAGGCCGAGGGCGAGCCAGAGGCCCCAGGAGCACCCAGCGGAGCCUGGCCCUGGCCAGCGCUGGGCGCUCCCAGUGGGCAGGGCAGCGAGGGGGCGGGAAGCGAGGCUGGAGCGCGCCGGGGCGCAGGCGGGGCGGAGGCGGCAGCUGCUGGCGCUCCAGCGCUGCCGGGCGCCGCCCCGCGGGAGGCGGCGGGCCCCUGCCCGCUCGAGCCCCCGCUCGGGGACGGGCAGGCCGCGCAGGGGAGCUGGUCGAGCUGCUCGGCCCGGCGCUUCUUCCAGGGCCUGGCGGGGGCCAGCGGCGGCGGCGGCUCCAGAGGCGCCAGUGCCAGAGGCCCCAGCGGCGGCGGAGCCCCGGGGAGGCCGCACGGCUCUCUCGCCGCCGCACCACCGGGCAGCCACGGAGACUCCGCCCGCCCUGGCGGCGGCGCCAGCGGCCCCAGCGGCGACGGCGCGCUGGCGAGACGGCUGGCCAGCGCCCCCCCCGCUGCUGCAUCGGCGGGCUGCCAGAGAGGCAAUGCAAGCCUCAAGUCGGGCGUGUCCCUCUGAAGGAGGAAGGCUCAGAAAUAGUAACGAGACAGUCUGGAGGCGACUUUUCUAUUGCUUUUAACAAGCUUAGAAUAUGUUUAGACUUUCGCCAGAAAUGGGGGAACCAAGAAUGACAUACACAUAAAAGCUCGGAGGUCCGCGCGGAGCGCGCCAGGGGCGGCGCCGGAGGCGCCGCCAGGGCGGUCCAGCGCGGAUCCGAGAAAUCCGCGCGGACCUUCGAGCUGUUCUGUCUGUGCCGUCCUUCGCUCCCCUAUCAGAGAGGCCCCGCAGGCCUCGACGGGGUCGGCGGCGGCGCUGGCGGCGCGGGCGCCCGCGGCCCCGGCGGCGAGGGCGCUCUCGCGAGGCUGCCUGCCGGCGGCCCUCCUG
This is a messenger RNA of Prorocentrum cordatum, 1549 nucleotides long. The record is from the annotation of a GenBank genome assembly. NCBI's taxonomy places the organism in Eukaryota, Dinophyceae, Prorocentrales, Prorocentraceae.